GCCGAAACGUUUUCGGUCCGCGAGCGCCCGCCGCUGGUUUGCGCAGCCGCCAUUCGCCGGUGAACCUGGGAGAGAGAGAUUCGUCACCCGGCCGCUAGGUCUGGUGCCCCUCGCUCUGACGUGGGCGACCGCAGCCGCGGGUGGUCGUCUCUUGGCGAAACCCCGCGCGAGGGUGAGUUGUAUCUGCUCUGAACUUGGCCAGUGAAACUAUAUGCAACAUCUGCUAAGCCAUGUAGUGACCACUACCCGAACCUGGCCAGAUAACCAGUGGGAAAUGGAAUCAAUCACUGUGGAUCCAAGGGUAUUGUCUCUAGCUGCUGAGGUUGCAGAAAGCCCUGAACAGAACGUUUCUGUUAUACUGUUGAAAUUAAAAGAAAUGUUAAACAGUGUCCCUUUGGGAAGCUCAGAAUUAAAGAAGAUUAAACAGGACAUAUAUUGCUAUGACCUCAUUCAGUAUUGCCUAUUGGUUCUUAGAAAAGAUGUCACCAAAAUCCAGGGUGGUUGGAUAACUGUUUCCCAACUUGCACAGAUAUUAAGCCAGUGCUGCGUGGGCUUGGAACCAACAGAAGAUGCAGAAGAAUUUUACAAUAAGUUACUUCCUUCAGCUGCAGAAAGUUUCCUUAUUUUAGGGAGACGAUUGCAAAAAUACUACAUCGGUGCAGUUGAGGAUGAAGAAAAAGGUGAAUUCUUGUGGCAUUUUCAGAGUAUGAUAGACUCUCUAUGCUGGCUACUAGGAGGGCAUAUUCAGCUCACUAAAUAUGUACUACAAAGUGAUCAUUUUUUACAUUUGUUGCUAACUGAUGAUGUUGAAACAGGAUCUGCAGUCAUGACCGUACUACAGACCAUCUUACAAGUCAAAAGUGGAGACUUGCUCACAAUAAAAGAAAAAGCCCUUCAUUCAAUUUUAGAUGAACUUAUUUUUAAGCUUUCGUCUUCAACGAGUCUUGUCAUUGGAAGUAUUGCUAUAAAACUGUUGCUGUUGGUGGCCAAAUCUCAACCAGAAAUUCUAGUGCUGCUAAGAAGUCGGUAUACAGGACUUAAAAGUAUGCUAAAUAAGCAGUGGUCUGGAAAAGAAAUUGACCAAGAACUUAAACAGCUUCACAGUCUGUUAUCUUCUGAAGUCUACCAGGAAGAAGAUCAGAAGUUUUAUCAAGCAGCUUGCAAGAUCCAGGCUGCAUGGAAGGGUUUUCAGACUAGAAAGAGAAUGAAGAAACUUCCAUAUGCGGUGACUACUUUGCAGAGGAAUUUCAGAAAUAAACGAGAAAAACAGCUGCUGAAACUAAAGAAGCAGAAGGAAGAAGAGGACCUCAGGUUACAGUUGCAACUUCAAAGACAAAGAGCCAUGAGAAUAUCCCGGGAACAUCAGCUAAAUUUGCUGGAAAUAGUCCAUCCAGGUCGGGUGGGAAAACACAUCCAAGAAAUGGAGGAAAAAUCAGCACUGAUUAUCCAGAAACAUUGGAGGGGAUACAGAGAGAGGAAAAAUUUCCAUCAACAAAAGCAGUCUCUAAAGGAGUAUAAAGCAGCAGUCUUCCUUCAAAGAGCUGCUCUUAAAUUCUUAAGAAAAUGUCAAAAGAAAAAGAAAAUGUCUUAUUCUUGGCAAGGACUCCCAGAACUUACUGAUGCACGUAGAAUGGAACUGAAGCAACAUGUGGACAAUUACAUCAAACAGCACUCAGGCUCUGAAAUGUCAGAUGUGGCCAGCAGGGAGCUCCACACCCAGGCUCAAGAGCGGCUGGGGCACUACUUCUUAGGGAGGGCUCUAGAAGAGCGAGCCCAGCAGCGAAGGGAGGCUUUGCAAGCUCAGAUCAGCACCAACAUUGAGCAGCUGAUGAGUGCACCACAUCUGAAGGAGAUUACAGGACAGGAGCCUGAACUUUUCAUAAGCAGGUCUCGACCUGUGGCCACCAGAGCCAAGCAAGCCCAUCUUGCUACACUGAUAGAGGGACAAGCACCUUGGUGGAAGAAACUUGGGAAUGAGGUUGAGGAUGAAGAAGUUAUCCCAAAAGAAGCUCUAAAUAUAGAUUUGGGAACCUUAUUUAUUGGUGGAAGCAAAUCUCCUUAGGAACUGAGCCAGGGCACCAGUCUUAGAGGUGUCACAUUAUAAGGACAUUAUAAGGAUUCUAGUUAGAGCUAUCUAUCAGUCAUUACUAUUGGAUAUGCCAAGAGAUUUGGGUAAUCCAUGGGUCUCAGUGAUCUUGCUUCCCUGCUCCUCCUCAAAUAAGGCUGGUUCUGUGUUUUAGGAGAUAGCUUAAUUUCUACCUCAAGACUCCUUUCUCUUCUCCCUUUUCAUUUCAUUUCUCCAUCAUGAAUACCAAGGUGACUUGGAACUUUUGCUGUGGAAUUAAACACAGAUUGAUGCUAUAUUUAUGUGCAGGGCAGGGCAAUGGGUUUUUUUUUUCAAGAUUUUACUUUUUUAGUAAAUAUUCUGAAAGAUUUGACAGAUCAGUCAUUUUUCAGUUCUAUUAUUUGGAAUUCUUAGUUUUUCAUUAAAGAUAGACGUUUAGGAAACAAAAUAGUUUUCUACAUUUUUGUAGAAUAGCCAUGUAUUUUUAUAUGUUUCAUUUUCUUCAAAUGAUGGCUUUUUUAUACUUAACAGAGUUCAGGACACAUAGUAGAUUCUCAUACUGGGCUUUUGAUUGAUGAUACAGCUAAUACAAUAGGCAGUUAUUUUCUCAACCACACCCACAAUCUAUGUAUGUAUUUGAAAACCUGUUCAAAGAGACAGUUUGCAGUUCUCUCAGUCUGUAAAAGGACUUGAAUUCUUCUUGGCUUUCAGAGAAGAUGUGUAUGCAUGUGCUUGUGCAUGUGCUGAAACCACUUUCACACUUUUUUAAAAAAUCCUGUUGUCUUGGUGACAUCAUUGAUUAGAUAUAUAAGCAAAAACACUAUACCUUUUUUUUUAAACCUGUGAGUUUUAGAAAUCAUGUUCCUACAAUUUAAAUAUGUUUGUUACUAGAUAUUGCAGCUUUUUGGAAACUAGAAUUUAUUCUAAUAGAGUGAAUUGAGAAUGAGAUAAAUUAUUUUUUCUAAGAAAAUAAACUAUUUUAAAAAUAUGUAAAUUACAUAAUUACUCCCUAAGUGAUACCACAGUAGAAAUAUCAUUUAGAGCAAUGGUGUCAAACUCAAAUAAAAACAUAUCCUUGCAAGCCACACAUUGACUUUAAAAUCGAGUGAACAUUAUGUUGCACUGAAUUUUUAUUUAUUUAUUUUGUUAAACAUUUCCCAAUUAUAUUUUAAUCUGGUUCAGGCUGGGAGUUUUGCAGGCAAAGCAGUGUGCUGGCCAUGAGAUUGAUAUCUCUGAUAUAGAGUAGUUAUUCAUUCAUUUAAAUAUCUACUCUCUGCUAAAAGCUCUGAGAUACAAAGAUAAAUAAGACAUGAUUCUUGCCCUCAAAAAACUUAAAACCUAAUGAAAUAUUUCAAACAAAUGUCAGGUCUGUGCUCAAAUUGGGAGCAUUUAGUUUUUCUAACUAUUUUACCUAAAAUUCUCUGAUCUCCUCUUGAAGAUAUGCUGUAUCUUACUUUAAAACUGCUUCCCUUCAUCAAAAGUCUUUUGAGAACAUGUGUUUUGUCAGGAAAGACUGGACUUUCUGUGCUUCAUAUCAUUACAGGUUAUGUUAGAACUAAGUAAAGAAUGAGUUUUUACUAAGAAGGGUUAAGUACACUUGUAGCUAUGAUAGAAAGAAACCUUGGAAUCCAGGUAAAGCAUCCUAUAGACUUUUAAUGCCAACUUGACUAAAAGUCUUGGAGAGUAGUUUUAGGAUUCUGACUCCCAAAAUUGAAGGUGAGUUAAAAGGUGCUUGAUUAUUGAAAGAAGGUUAAAUUAAUCAUCCAUACAGAUAAGGAUCAAUAAGAGAGAUUCUGAAUUGUAUCCUGGGAUUUGUUUUCUUAAGGGUUUUUUCACCCUUUAAUGUUUGUGUUCAGCUGUUUUAAUAAAGAAUUUUAUUUUUGAUAAUGAAAA
This is a messenger RNA of Phascolarctos cinereus (koala), 3958 nucleotides long. RefSeq names its product IQ motif containing B1 (gene IQCB1). Lineage: Eukaryota; Metazoa; Chordata; Mammalia; Diprotodontia; Phascolarctidae. Gene Ontology annotation, biological process: cilium assembly. Gene Ontology annotation, molecular function: calmodulin binding. Gene Ontology annotation, cellular component: cilium. The record is from RefSeq and is a predicted model, not a curated record.